GGAAGGUGAGGGCGCUCUGCCUUCCCCUCCUUCCAGUGCACUGGUGCCUCUCACUCUGCCCGUCACACGUUGUGUACGGCGGCCUGACCCCCCAUGAACCGGCGACUUCCUCUUUUUCAGAUUUCAUGGCGAUUGGGAGAGAGGGAAGACCACCGACGCACGCACACUGUAACAACACAACCGAAUACUUUUAUUGGGUAAGAUCUGAGCAGUCAUCGUGAAACACAGACAACAGACACUGAUCAGAAUUUCUGGAGUUGCAGUGGUGGUUUUUCGUGCUGGUGUUCUUUUGAAGGGGCUCCUUUACCGUCUGUGCGGUGCUGUUGUCUUGCUGUGUCCUGGAUCAGGACUGCCAGCCUAUGGCUCUAAUGGACAAACACAAAGUGAAGAGGCAGAGACUCGAUCGCAUCUGCGAGGGGAUCCGCCCCCCCAUCCUCAACGGGCCCAUGCACCCUCGGCCCCUGGUGGCCCUCCUGGACGGGCGGGACUGUACCAUAGAGAUGCCCAUCCUGAAGGACGUGGCCACUGUGGCCUUCUGUGACGCCCAGUCCACACAGGAGAUCCAUGAGAAGGUGCUGAAUGAGGCAGUAGGGGCCCUGCUGUAUCACACCAUCACUCUCUCCAGAGACGACCUGGACAAGUUCAAAGGCCUCAGAGUUAUUGUCAGGAUCGGUAGCGGCUUUGACAACGUUGAUAUCAAAGCUGCGGCUGAGCUGGGCAUCGCGGUGUGUAACGUGCCCGCGUCGUCGGUGGAGGAGACUGCCGACACCUCCAUGUGUCUGAUCCUGAACUUGUACCGCCGCGUCACCUGGAUGCACCAGGCCCUGAGAGAGGGCACCCGGGCCUCCAGCGUGGAGCAGAUCAGGGAGGUGGCCGGCGGAGCGGCCCGCAUCCGCGGGGAGACGCUUGGCAUCAUAGGUCUGGGUCGUGUGGGCCAGGCGGUGGCUCUGCGGGCCAAGGCCUUUGGUUUCGGGGUGAUCUUCUACGACCCCUACCUGCCUGACGGCGUGGAGCGCUCCCUGGGCCUUCAGAGGAUGGCCACCCUGCAGGACCUGCUCAUCCACUCCGACUGUGUCUCUCUCCACUGCAGCCUCAACGAGCACAACCAUCACCUCAUCAACGACUUCACCAUCAAACAGAUGCGUCAGGGUGCCUUCCUGGUGAACUCUGCACGGGGUGGUUUGGUAGAUGAGAAGGCUCUGGCUCAGGCCUUGAAGGAAGGACGGAUACGAGGAGCUGCCCUGGAUGUUCACGAGACGGAGCCGUUCAGUUUCUCCCAGGGUCCCCUGAAGGAUGCUCCUAACCUGAUCUGUACCCCUCACACCUCCUGGUACAGUGAGCAGGCCUCCAUCGAGGCCCGAGAGGAGGCAGCUAGGGAGGUGCGCCGUGCCAUCACUGGUCGUAUCCCAGACAGCCUGAAGAACUGUGUGAACAAGGAGUAUCUGAUGGCCGCGUCCCAGUGGCCCAGUAUGGAGGCUGCUACCGUUCACCCUGAACUCAACGGAGCCUCUGCUUACAGGUUUCCUCCAGGUCUGAUCAGCGUGGCAGCGGGGGGGUUGACGGGGGCUGGGGCUGGGGUAGAGGCUCUGGUGUCAGGUGCCCUGGCUCAUGGCAUCACCCCCGUGUCUCACCCCCCCCACGCCUCGUCGCCAGGGCAACCCAGCAAGGCCGAGGCCGACAGAGACAUCUCCUCUGACCAAUAGCUCCCCAACAUUCCUCCGGCGCCCCUGGAAACCAACAGCACCAACCCCACCAUAACCGCCACCAACCCUCUGAUCUCAGGCAGAUUGACACUGUGGUCCUGGUUUGAUCUGGAUCUGUUCAAGUUCCGGUCCUUCAAAAUACAGUACCGACCCAGGAGUGACCCGCCCGUCCGCACCGUACCCCCCCCCCCUUCCAGGACCCCUUUCUUGGAUGCCCCGACGGAGCCCCAUCCAUACACCAACGCACCUUCAGCAAUAACUCUUCUCAAGGAUUCAAUAAUUGGAUUGGUAUAUUUCUUUUUCCUCCUAAUUUUUUGGUGUAUUUUUUUUUUUUUUUUUUGUAUAAGCAAAAUAAGUAUUGCUGUUGAUCUGUUAUGGCUCCAGUUGUUUUUGUUUCUUCGAGUAGCAUUUGUGCAGCAAGGUGGGAGCGUGAGUCUGGCGGUCCCUGCUGGCUGUUUUGAUCAGUGCAACUUUGAGAGGUGUGAAGGUUUGGCCCAGUGUAAAUUAGUGGCUGUCUGUUACCGCUCUUCUUUUCUGUCACGCAUCUCCUUUUUGAGAAAAAUACAACAUGUGUACAAAAGUAACAGACAGCACAACACAACAUCGGGUAUCUUUUUGCAAAGUAAUCCCAGUUCUGUAUUGGUUUCUAAGUCAACUAAAGCUUUUACCAGUAUGGACCAGGCUGCCUGAGUCUGUCUGUCUGUCUGUCUGUCUGUCUUUCUGUCUAGAUUAGGGAUGAAUAACAUCAGUAGAGCUGAGACCUUAAUGAAGUGUGUGAAAUUUGUCUCCUCUGCCUCUGCUUGGCUGUGUCAAACCCUGAGAAGAUCUCCGUUUCGUACUCCUCAUGUCCUCUCCUCGUGUUCUCUCCUCGGCUCUUUCAUCAUUGGGCGUGGUCCUCUGGGGGUAAUGGGAGAGGAGUGUGAGGACCGUGAAAUCCAGAUUGUCCCCCUGUGCCCUCUGUCUCCGCUCCUUCAGAUGGUUGGCGAUUACCUGCUUCCCUUAUUUUACUUGCCCUUUUGAAGAUGUAAUGGCCAAGCUCCUUUUUCCUGCAGCAGUUACUUCCAGUUGAAAGGUCAGAUGAACGGAUCAUCACGUUACGAUAAUGCACGCAUGGUCUUCUACACAUUGAUAGUUAGGGGAAAGGUGUCCUCUGUGACGCCUGUCCUGAAAUGUGUAACUUCAGCACUGGGGGAUCAGCUGGAGGUCAGUGGGUUCGUGGGCGACGUGGCUCUUUGUUCAAUGAUCUUUUCCUGACCGUGGCUUGGGCCUGGUGGGCGACCCGGAGCAGCACAUUUCAGCUGUGUAGGGCUGAAAUUCGUCCAGCAGGGGGGGCCGCCGGCAUGCCGCUGGUGGGGCUGUGGUCGUUCAGGGAGAGCUGAGGCAGUUUGGCUGCAGCUUUGAGUGGUGGAGGACAUGUCUCUGGCUUCCCCCCAGGGUUUGUCAACGCAUCCACACAGAGCCGUCGCCCACUGGGCCGCUGACCAUCCACCACUGAUGAUUUUAAAUACGACAGAGAAGGGAGUCAAGGACACGCUGUCUUCCUCUUCCCCCAGGGCCCCCAACCCCUCCGGCCCCAGAAGAUGUCCCACUCUGCUAGCGUGUUAUCGGCCGAUUAAUAAUCCAUGCGUCCUUCUUAACAUGGGACCUGCCGGUGAGUGGAUUCAACCAUCCCUUUAAGACACAGGGAUCCUUUGUUCCCUUAAAGGACAAAGGGCGAGUGAAUGGAGUGUCAAAUUCGCACAUACUCCUAUUGGCUUUUCAAGCGAGACCGUGUUUUUGUCUGUGGGUCCCGCCCGUGGUUCUGUUGACAAGUCGUCGUUUCCAAAGGUGUAGUCCCUACGAGUAACUACUAAUGCCGUCGUCGUCCUCUCGCGUCGUAUCAAGGGAAAACCUUUUCUAGUACCUCAGUCACAGAUAUUGAAUGUACUUUCAAACCCUUUUUCUUUUUUGUACAGCUUUUUUAGGAGCCUCUUUGCUAUUCCUGACCUGAAGGGUUGUGAAUAUUGUAGCAAUGAUGACGAUAAACAAAUGCCCCGCUCAAUAGCCUGAUUGACAAACAACCUUUUUGAAUUUUUCCAGUUUUUUCCACUGUAAAAAAAAGAAUAUCUCAGGCUUCAGAACGAGUUACUUGUAUCCUCCUUUGCCAUGGAUAUUUUCUACUUCAUUUGUUUCUUUGUGAGAAAAGAGCACAAUGAUUCCCCAUGACUUUUGAUUUCAGCGUCAGAGUUCAGUUGCUCUGAUGAACUUCAACCUCCAAUUCUACUAUAAAGAGCGAACCUGGAGAAAUGUCAAAGUGCCAGCUUGAUCCGCUAGUUUCCUUUUGUACAACUUUGAACUGGACACCGUUCUGUUCUCCCUUUUCAUGCUGCUCAUACUAUUGUGCGUGUGAGGCAUGUUUGGAGGACACGUUUUAUUGGCGUGAGGACUGCACGUUGUCUUGUUGUCCACCCUUUGCGCCCCAGUGCUUAAUCCUUAACCUAAGUUGCCAUUUUGUGGUGGUCAGUAACCAGUGAUGUACAGUUUUCUCUUCCUACCAGAGUCUAUGAGGACAUGGGAGUGUGUGUUGAGAUAUUAAUGGCUCCAGUGUCAUGUGACGAGUAUAUAUUUUUAAAAUACCCCCCCCGUAGUUUGAAUUAUGAACAUGAAUAGAACUCUUGAAUGGCCGUUGAUGAUUUUGAUGACGUUCGUUUCCAGUUCAGCAGUACACUGUGUUGUUCAUCAACUCUUUUUUCACCUUUUUUUAUUUUUAUUUGUAUGUUCAUGUGUAAUCAAUCACUCUGUGUUCUGCAUGUUGUACAGAAACAUUUCAGGAAUGGAAAAAAAAAACAAUAACCUUUGGAAAAUUUGAAUGAAUUGGUUUUUGUCCGUGGCGUACGUAGGGUAGCUGCCCUGUCCAGCCGGAAACCUCCGGGCCUUAACUCCCUGUAGUAGCUGUAGAGCGUUGCCAUGGAAACACUCACUGCCUUAAACAGUUGACCACAGUAGGUGGGUUAGGACACCGUCAGAUGUCACAACGAAACCUCACUCGCCACUCCCACUAAGGUCUAAUGGCUGGGUUUCCUGGAUGAGCCCAUGCUAACAUUUUCCACAUGUUGCUCCGUGUGUCUUAGAUUCACAUCAUUUGCUAAUAAUUUGAGGGCAUCAAUCAAAAUAUGCGUUCUAUCGAUGCGGAAAAAAAACCAUUUGAGGUUUAACCAGGUUAACUCUUGAUUGAAUACGCCCUAAGCGUAGCUGCCCAGUUCACUCAGUGUUACAGACUACAGAGAAGUCCAACUGAUAUUUAACUAAAUCGUAUGAAAAUGUUCCCUCUUGCUCCAGUGCUCUGAAAGGGUCUUUCACAAUCUGCCCCAAGCCCAGGGGGUCAUAAUGGACACAGGUUUGGUCUGUCAGACCAGCGGAAAAUUAUAGACAGGAUUGGUCACUUUUCUCUCAGGGUUUAAAUGCACACACAUCCUGCAGUCUCGCUCUCUCUUUCUGUGGGUUUCGUGUUCCUCCCUCAAAAUGUAGAUUAGCCCCCUGACUCCCAGAAGCUCUCCCUUCAGUUGUUCACCGUGAGUUCGGUGUUUUAUUUUUACCUUCUGUUCUUUGGCACUGACAUCUAACCUUCAUCUAACAAUGAAUGAAUGAAUGAAUGUUUUAAAUGAGCUGUGUGUAUUGACGAAAUUUGGGAAAUGUAUUUUUACAACAUGAGUUUUUCUUCUUUUUUUUUUUUUUUUGGUCUUUCACUCACUCUUAGUUGUGAAUUAAUUAAUUUUCUUUCACCAGACUGCAAAACCAUAAAAAGAGAAAAAAUGUUUCCUGUAACUAGGCUCUUAAGCUUUAUUUUUGUUUUGUUGACUUUUUUAUUAGAAACAAUCAUGUUUGUUAUGGUGACUUCUGAUGGUAAACUCCACACCAUAUUUUAAUAAAGUUGUAAAAAU
Messenger RNA from Esox lucius (northern pike), 5623 nucleotides. It is a transcript of the gene ctbp1, whose product is annotated as C-terminal binding protein 1. NCBI's taxonomy places the organism in Eukaryota, Metazoa, Chordata, Actinopteri, Esociformes, Esocidae. Gene Ontology annotation, molecular function: NAD binding; transcription corepressor activity; oxidoreductase activity, acting on the CH-OH group of donors, NAD or NADP as acceptor. The record is from RefSeq and is a predicted model, not a curated record. The transcript is spliced from 11 exons. Bases 360 to 1703 code for a protein of 447 amino acids.